This is a messenger RNA of Pieris rapae (cabbage white), 10752 nucleotides long. It is a transcript of the gene Rme-8, whose product is annotated as dnaJ homolog subfamily C member 13. Gene Ontology annotation, cellular component: endosome membrane. The coding region runs from base 170 to 6835 and encodes 2221 amino acids. The record is from RefSeq and is a predicted model, not a curated record. Gene Ontology annotation, biological process: endosome organization; regulation of early endosome to late endosome transport; receptor-mediated endocytosis. The transcript is spliced from 39 exons. Lineage: Eukaryota; Metazoa; Arthropoda; Insecta; Lepidoptera; Pieridae.
UGAAAUGUCAAAUUUACCGACGGUCGGCAAAGCUGAAAUUAACAAUUUUUGCAUCUCGGUAAAAAUUAGAUUCUGAUUUCUGUUAAAUGUUUUGUGUAUUAUGUGGAUCUUUGUAAAAGUAAGUGUCAAAUGCAGUUAAAAACAAAGGAUCUCAUACAAAUAUGCUAAAAUGAUUCCAUUAAAAGAUAAUCAAGAUGUUGCAUCAUUUCUUGUCACCAAACACUCGUGGAAGGGGAAGUAUAAAAGAGUGUUUUCUAUUGGAACUCAUGGUAUCACAACCUAUAACCCAGAUAGAUUAGAAGUAACUAAUAAAUGGUUGUAUUCUGAUGUAGUUACAAUUUCUUCAUCAAAGCAUUCUAACUCUACAACUAAUCAUGACUUUACUCUGGUUAUGAAGAAGGAAAAGAAAAUAGAUUCUAUGAAAUUUUCCUCUGAACAUAAAUGUCUUAUUCUAACAGAAGCUUUUAAAUAUAGAAACCAGUUUGCUGAAAAACCAAAGGAUGUAUAUAGAUAUCAAGCUUAUAAACACCAUUGGAGUGGCACUCGUCUACCUAUUGUGCUUGAAGUAGGACCCUGCUCUCUAGAACAACUGGAUCCAUCUACGCACACAUUACUUGCCAGCUACCCAUAUAAUGAUAUCCAAGGAAUACUACCUGUUAAAGAUGUUCCCGGUGGUUUUGUGAUAGCUCUUGGGGGAUAUAGUCGCUUACACAUGUUCUCCAAUGUAAUGGAUCAUCAAGGAAUUGUAAAUAAGAUGUUGGAAAUGGCAAAUCUUACACUCAAUAUAAGCAUUAAAGUUCUAUCAGCCAUGAUCACACUUGAUGACUGCCACAAUCAGAGAUUUGGAAAGUAUAGUGGCGACCAACAUCAGACAUCUUUGAGUGAAUUUUUAGUACAUAAAGUGAAUCCUGCCAGACACAUGGAACCAAUGCGGCGCACGUUAUGUCUAUCUGAUACUUGUAUUUUGGAAAGAGAUCCACAAACUUAUUCUGUGGUUUGUUUGCGACCGUUAAGUGACGUAUUUGCACUGGUACGAGACCCUGAUCAUCCACAAAAGUUUUCUAUUGAGUAUUUAAACGGACAAAUGAGAACAUAUCUCGCAGGAGAAAGAGAUGCAUUGCUAGCGUCACUACUAGACGGUGUACGUGGCUCCGGUCAACGGGACGUACACGUACGUAUGACGCGUACGCCGCGCGGCUAUCGAUUGGGCCCGUUACAUCAGCCCGUUGAUGAGGAAACGGAGUCAAAUCAUUUGCGGCUUUUCCAAAAUCCAGUGGGUAUGUCACGAGUGGAAGUAAUUGAACGUUUCAACUCAAACAUUGGAUACAGCGGCCUCAUAUACUCAGUCAGUCAAGACGCUCGUCCCGUGUUGUGGCUGUUUCUUACCUGGGAUCUUCGUCUCUUUUCGGAGAACAAAGAAAAGUUAAUAACUGGUGCACUGACGGCGUUGGUCAGUAGUGCGCCCUCUGGGUCUAAUCUUACGCCGCGUGAAUUGGAAGCACAGUUUCAUGCACUAAGACGAUUGUGCGCUAGUAAAGUUGGGUUCGCUGCGUUUACUGCGUUGCCUGGUUUUCGCGAAUGGAUAGGCAGUGCCGUUGUAUCUGCAUUGAGACGCGAAUCUGCCGCGUGUUCGCACGCUGCUUUAGAAGCUGUAUGUGCACUCUUGCAACCGAUGCACGCAGAACCCGAUCUGAGACAGGAACAGCUAAAUAAAGCCAGUAUGCUUUCCUCUCAGCCAUUCCUGGAGGGACUACUAUCUAUGUGGGCACAGCAUAUUACUGCAGGUAGCGGAGCCCUUGUAGUAGGAGCAAUGUUGGAUUUCCUUACGUUCGCGCUAUGCGUGCCAUACAGUGAGACUACAGACGGAAAACAGUUUGACCAGCUUCUGGAAAUGGUCGCUACAAGGGGACGGGUUAUAUUUAGACUUUUUGAGCACCCGUCUCAUGCGAUAGUGAAAGGUGCUGGACUAGUAACGAGGGCGUUAGUCGAAGAAGGCAGCGGUGGAGUUGGAACCAGGAUUCAAGGCUUGGCGUUAGCCGAAGCGGCCCUGCCCAGACAUUUGCUAACAGCUCUAUACGACCAGACCAGACCGCGGCAUGGCAACCUGGCCAGAUUACACCAUAGACAUUUGGCACGACAUCUGGUUGCGUUGUGGCUGGUUGAUCAUCCACCUGCAGCGGAUUUGUUGAGGAGAAUCAUGCCAUCAGGUCUUCUAGCGUUUCUGGAAUCGGCUGAUGCUCCACCAGCGGCUGUGUUGGAGGAGGAAGCAUUGCAGGAGCGAGAUAACUUACAAUUGGCUCAGGCGGUGACGAAACCGCGGACGGGCAAACAUUGGGACGCUGUCAAGUACGUGGAGAAACAUUUGGAGCAUUACGCAUCAAUGGCUCUGCAGCACUGGGCCCAAAGGGCUCGCAGUACGGACCCUCGGAAGGAAAUACAAGCGCGUCCCGUGGUAUUGCGCAGACGCAGGGAACGACUCAAAUCAACUGCUAAUUGGCCGUUAUUCUACUACCAGUUUCAUAAGGAUCAUGCUCUGCCUAAUCUCAUUUGGAAUCAUACCACAAGAGAGGAACUUCGGAAUGCACUUGAAAAAGAGCUCCGUGACUUCACGGCUGAUAGAGAAGUAGCUGGAACUACUCUCACGUCCUGGAAUCAUGCCGAGCUGGAAGUGCACUACCAGUGCCUUCAGAAUGAGGUCAAAAUUGGUGACUACUAUUUGAGGAUACUUCUGGAACAGAAGGAUAAUGAUGACAGUCCUAUACGGAAGUCGUACGAAUUCUUCAAUGAUCUCUAUCACCGGUUUUUGUCAACCCCAAAAGUGGAAAUGAAAUGUAUGUGUUUGCAAGCGAUGACUAUUGUGUAUGGGCGGUACUACGAGGACAUAGGCCCAUUCGCUGAUACUAAAUACAUCGUCCAAAUGUUAGAUAGAACAUGCGAUAGAAUGGAGAGGGAUAGACUGGUUCAGUUCCUAGCGAAAUUAAUAUUACAUAAGAAGAAUGUUAGUGAAAUUUUAGAAUGGAAUGGUAUACGAAUUCUAGUUGACCUCAUGACUUUGGCCCAUUUACAUACAUCACGCGCAAUGGUGCCAACACAAUCAAACGUCAUCGAAGGCCCAGCGCAGACGAGCGAUGGAGAUAGAGAGUGGUAUUAUAAUCUGGAGAAAGGAGAGAAGGUCGUCAGAAAGGGGCCUGUUAGUUUUCAACAGCUAAAAGAUCUAUACAAAUCAGGGGAAAUCAACAACAAGACAAAAUGCUGGGCCAACAGCAUGGAAGGUUGGAGGGCAGUUGCUGGUAUACCACAACUCAGAUGGAGCAUCGCCGCUCGGGGACCACCGGCCCUCACGGAGACGGAGUUGGCAGCGACUGUACUUGACUUACUUAUAACCUGCUCCAAGUAUUAUCCUAGCAGAGAUGAUGAAGACGCAGUAAUAAGACCUCUUCCGAGGGUGAAGCGGCUGUUAUCGGAACCGGCUUGUUUGGCGCACGUCGUACAACUCUUAUUGACAUUUGACCCUAUACUUGUUGAAAAGGUGGCAACACUCCUAUACGAAGUGAUGCAAGACAACCCAGAAAUUUCGAAGCUUUACCUCACCGGAGUAUUUUACUUCAUGUUGCUCUAUACUGGUUCCAAUUUAUUGCCGAUCGCCCGGUUCUUGCGACUUACGCAUAUGAAGCAAGCUUUUAGAGCAGAUCAGUCGACAUCAGAUAUAAUGCAGAGAUCGAUUCUUGGUCAAUUAUUGCCUGAGGCGAUGGUCUGUUAUCUGGAGAAUCAUGGCUCUGAGAAGUUCGCCCAAAUCUUCUUGGGCGAGUGGGAUACGCCUGAGGCAAUAUGGAACUCCGAAAUGAGACGCAUGCUUAUAAUGAAGGUGUCAGCGCACAUAGGGGAAUUUACGCCGCGGCUAAGAGCACACAUAGCGGCCCGUUACCCGUACUUGGCGAUUCCAGCUGUCAGAUACCCUCAACUCAGUCACGAGUUGUUCUGCAAUAUGUUCUACUUGCGCCAUUUGUGCGACGAGCACAAGUUCCCGGAUUGGCCAAUACCGGAUCCGGUGGGUCUUCUAAAGGACGUGUUAGAAGCGUGGCGUCGCGAGGUAGAUAAAAAGCCAGCGUCGAUGACAGCGGAACAAGCGUAUAUGGUGCUGGGGCUAAUUGGGAGUGGGCCACAUGAUGAAGCGGCUGUUCGGAAAGCAUAUUACAAAUUGGCUCAGCAGUAUCACCCUGAUAAGAACCCCGAAGGGCGGGAUCGUUUUGAGGCCGUGAAUCACGCGUACGAGUUCCUCUGCAGUCGCAACGUGUGGUCGGGUGACGGACCGAACACGAAUAACAUUCUGCUCAUAUUACGCACUCAGACCAUAUUAUUCAAGAGAUAUUCUGAAGUACUAGCCCCAUACAAAUACGCGGGUUACAAACAACUCCUGCGCACCAUGCAGUUGGAGACAGAGGGUGAGCAAUUGUUCGCGGAACAAGAUGCAUCUGUGGCCCUGUUGCCCGCCGCUGCGGAACUUGCGCAUGCGACUGUACACUGUUCCGCAUUGAAUGCGGAGGAAUUGUGCCGCGAGGAUGGCUUGCAGGUUCUAAGUUCAGCUCUAUCUCGCUGUGUAUCAGUGUUGGGCGGAAGUAAAGCGGACAGUACAGCGGCCCGCGUGUGCGCGCAUUGCGCCCGUAGCUUCGCUGUUGCCGCCGGUUUUCCUUCUUGUCGGGCUGCUGCUGCUGCUCUGCCAAAUCUUGCUGGAGAUCUAGUGCCAUUGCUCAAACGGCCGCAAUUGGGUGAUACGGCAUGCGCGGGCGCAGAAGCCGUAGCGGCGUUAUCAGCAGAACCGACGUGUCGCGUUUUACUGGCGAAGGCCGGUGCUGUUCACGCGCUGUUGCUGCCCGUUCUGCAGUACGACUACACGCUCACCGAAAGUGGUAUGGACACGGAAAAAGCGGCUAGCAAACAGGAGAUCGCUAACCGCCUAGCCGUACAAUGUGUACGCGCAUUGUCCGCGUUAUAUGGACCUCACGAAGAGACUUCCGCAAUGGACGACAAUGUUAAAGAAGCCCUACAUCUUCUCCUGACACCAUACCUUUGCUCCAAACUUGCCAAUCCUGAUUCGCAUGAGCUCCUAAAAACCCUAACAUCCAACUGGAGAACGCCAUAUCUUGUAUGGGAUAACAGUACAAGGGCAGAACUGCGAGAGAUGCUUCGCGAUUAUCGCUACUUUAGUGAUGAUGAACCUCUUAUAACACCAUUCGAAUAUUCUGCCCAUGAGCGUUUGUUACUUGUCGGCGGGGUCUACUUGCACAUAUACAACGAGCAGCCAGAGUUUACUAUUGAGAAUCCUCAACAAUUCGUUUUAGACUUGUUGAAGUUCGUAGAAGGCGAAAUACGAAAAGACUUGACUGCUGAAAGAGCAGAACAUAUAACCCUCGCGUUGAAUUCGCUCGCCCACUGUGUUAUCAAGAAUCCAGGCGUAGAAAUACAAUGCAACGGCCAGUUCGGUUUAAUCUUCGGCCUUUUAUCUGCUCGGUCCCACCCACCUGUUUGCAUUGCGGCCCUCCGCUGCGUCUCGGCUACGGCUGGUUGCCGCGAGUGCGUCGAAGAUGUUGCCGCUAGCGGCCUUUUGGGACAUUUGUUGCCGCUCCUUGUGGCCUCGCAACAGGUUGAGGCCGUGACCGCAUUGUCCGCUUUGCUUGCCAGUACUGCGCUUGUUAGAGAGGCGUUGGCAAAAGGGGCUGUGAUUUACCUUCUUGACCUCUUCUGCAAUAGCAAGUUACCAGAGAUGAGAGAGGCUGCUAUAGAUUUGUUAGCUAGAAUGAUGUCUGACAAGUUGCAUGGACCUAAGGUCCGCCUAAGUAUAUCCCGGUACAUCCCUGGCGUGUUUGCCGAAGCCAUGCGGGAAGCGGGGGGAGUGAGUGCCGUUCACAUGUUUGACGCUAGUCACGAGCAUCCAGAACUUGUGUGGAGCGACGAAUCAAGACAGCGGGUUCGGCAUCACGUUGCCCAGCUGAGAGAUCAACACUUCUCAAGACAAGUCCGCGAUCCGUCCGUUCACUUUGAAGACCGUGAAGCAAAUGACAGAAACGAAGUACGAUGGGCGCCCCCUGGUGAAAUCGUAGUCGGAGAUGUAUAUCUCAAACUCUAUCUACAGAAUCCCCAUUGGUCCCUACGAAGCCCCAAGAGGUUCCUACAGGAACUGCUCAGCGAAACUGUUACGGCAUUGGCUAAGGAUACUUCAGAGGGCAGUCGCGGUGACAUAUGCGCGAAGGCUUUAGCGGUGUUGGUCCGAUCUCAGCCGACGUUGGCGGAGGCUUGUGCGCAGUUGGGCGAAGUGCCGAGACUCACCCGCCUGCUCACUUCGUGUCCGAUACACGCCGUGCCCGUACUGGCUGCUUUGGCUAAUUCACAGGCUUGUGUAGCGGCGUUGUCCCAAACUGAAGUGAUGUCGGGGCUUAAGACGGCUGUGAAGAGUUGUCGCGAAGUGGUCGGCGGUGUCUGUGAGGCGCUCGCUGCUAUAUUUAACAGCUCGGCUAACACCGAUAAACUAGUUUCGCAGGCUUUAGACUCCGACCUAAUAGGAGAGCUUCUAUCCCUUCUAGAAAGUGGUAUAGAAGGUGAAACAGCGGCAAGACUAGUGAACGCACUCAAAGCGAUGGCCCGUUCGAACGUGUACGGAGAACGCGUACGUACGACGCUCGCUAGAUCACGUAUAUGGGAACAGUAUUCUGCGCAGAAACACGAUCUGUUUAUUACGUCUGUGCCUAAUCAACAUUCGCUUACAGCCGCCCCUCAUUCAGCGGGUUACUUGACAGCCCCGCCCGUCAACAUUCCUGCACAGCCACCGCCCAUAGACUGACGUACGCACGUCUCACUUCUGGCGCAUCCUCUCUAGUACGCUUUAUCCUACUAAUAUGUUUAUUAAAAUAUUUAGAAGACGACUGAUUUGGAUUGAUUUUUAGUAAAUACGGCUACCGUCAUUUUGAGUAUAUGUAUUCGGACAACAGACACGUAAUAUGAGUUGAUUUCAUAAUCACGUGCUUUAGUAAAAUUUAGUAUUUCAUUUUUUUUCAUAUUAAAUUUUUAAAAAUAUUAAUCGAUUAAAAUUAUUAGUUUUACAAUUCGAUAUUUUAGAUGUUAAAGUUUCAUAUUUCGCCGACUUUUUGUUAGAAUCCACUCAUGUUCAGGCAGGCUUUUUAAUUUUAAAUAAGUGCUAUAAUGAACGUUUCAAUGCAGUAAAAUAGAUUUAUCAAAACAUACUCUGUUUUAGUGUAUGGUCCGGCUGGUUAUUUUUAUAUUCUCUUCAGUUGUAACGAUAUCAAAAUUUACUAAAUCAUAUUUAAGUGUAUUUAUAACGAUUAUAUUUUGGAAUAGCUAAUAUAAUUGACUGUCUUUUGUCAUUAAUAUUGAAGUCAACGUUUUAAAGAAAUCCUAGAAAUUUUGUUGAGUACUUAAUAUGUACACAGUUUUAUAUAGAAUAAACAUCAUUAUAUACAUAAAUUUAUUUUAUUUAGAGUACAUCACAUCGUAAAAUACAUGAUUGUAAUGAAAUAUCACAAAGGUCCAUGGUAUAGGACCUUAAUCAAAGUAUUUUUAUCAAUAAAAAAUUGUUUUUGUAAAAUACACUGUAAACUCUAUAUAACGUCAAUCGAAAGAUAGUUUGCAAAUUUUGACACUUACACCAAGUUGUCGUUAAAUGGAAUAGAUAUAUUAGAAUUUAUUUCAGACUAGUUUUAUUAAUUACAUAAAACACAAUUAUUUUUUGAAUGCUAUUGCUUAUAGUCUGUUAUUUUCGACUGACUUCUUUUGCUGCGCUAGAAAUUAUGUUGUUUUUUUACUCAUUUUAUUAAUAUCUUGCGAUCUUUGUGAUAAAGCAUGUUCAAGUAAUCCCAAAUCGUAAACAACAUCGGAUUUCUUAGAAAGUUCGGUACUUUUGAUGCCUGUAGUCGAGUUUAUUAAGGACUAGGACAUCAAAGCGACAAAAUAACGUACCCAGCUCCGCCGUUUUAACUAAUUUUUUCGACGCUUUUGUGGGAUUUGUUGUUAAAUCGAGACAUGUUACAUAGAGUUUACACUGUAUUAUUAAAAUCAGUUAUGGCGGUCGAAAAAUCUAUAAUUAAAUAUUUCAUAAUUUCGUUAUAGAUUUAUUGGUAUAACAUUGUUAUAGAUAAUAUUUGCAGGCACAUAAAAAUCUAAAUUUACGGUCUACACAUUGAAAUAGUUUCAUAUUAAUUAAUACACAAAACAAUGACUUUCUACUAAAUUGUACACGUGCAUAUUCAAUUUCAAACAUUAAAAAACAAUAAUUGAAGUGAUAUAUUUAACAGCAUUACUUAUUAAAUAGAUAUAAAUAUGUAAAUAAAUUACGAUUUUCAAUUAAUAUUAGUAGUUGCAAGACUUUGGCGUCGAUUUUUUAAUAAAGGGUAUUGAGAUUGUACAACUCUGACAGGCGGAAAGGCGCAAACAUUGAAUCCCCUAUGUCCAAUAAGUUUUGGAAUACAGGAGACGAUACAGAUACCGGCAAACAUCUUGAACAAAUGGCCUGCGCAAAAGCGAUUUUUAGAGGGGGGGGGGGGAGUGACGUGUAGAUCGCGGGAUUCGUAAAUCAGUUGAUAUUUGUGUCCUGCGCUGCGAUGCGCAAACUUUGCCCCACUCCCUUGAUUAAUGCUCAAGAAGUUUGCCGGUAUCUUUGUACCUUUGAAUACCUUAUAAACUUGUUAUGUGAUACAUGUAAAUAUUUGCCUGAGCAAGUUAAAUUCUAAUCUUACGCAGACCUUGGAGUAUGUUGGCCUGAGCUAAGGCUGAGUACGCUCCAUAAUUUUUCAGCCAAUAAACGAUUAAUAUAGAUAACAGUUACUGCCAGUAUAUAAGAUAUAACAACGCGCGAACUUAUUGUUUUUUAAUCCAGUACAUUUGUGAGAAGUCGUCGUGUAUUUCUUAUUGUAAUUUUAAUGUUAUAGUAAUAAUGUCAUUAUUUAAUCAUUGUUUCUUUUGAAGAGGUCUAAAUGUUUUAAUUAAAAUUAUAUUAUCAGUGCUUUGGAAAUCAUAUCACUAUAUAAAUUACAUGUAUUAUUAGUAUGUAUGAGAGUUUUAUGUAUUACUUUUCGCAAAGUUGUCUAUUACCGCAAAUAAGUAAAUGAAAUCAUUUGAAAAUUUAUUUUGGGUUCUUAGAUAAUAUACUUGAAACCGAUCAACCUGCAUUGAAACUAAAAAGUGAACAUUUUAUCUUAUCGUGAAAUUCGUCUUAUUCGACGUAUAUUUAAAGUACAUAUCUAAAAAAAUACAGUGUUAUCAGUUUUAUGUAACGAUCGCAUAAGAAUUUUAUUUCUAAAUUGUCAAUGCAACAAUGUUAUAAUAAUAAUUUAUUGUAACAUAACAUCUAAUUUUUUUAAAUAUACGAAUUUUAAAUAAAUGAAUACAAAUGGUUAUCGGCCGGAAUAACAAGAUAAUUAAUUGAGAGAAGCGCAACGUGCUGAAAUAUAUAAGUUUAGAAUGAUCGAUCGAUAUUUUUUUAUAGAUUAAAGAUUUAUCAUAUAACAAAUAUAUAUGUCAUACAUCUGACAAAAAAAACGUGUAAAGAUGAGAUUUCUGUACAUACUCAUAAGAUCUCCUUAAUUUGCUUGCAAUUAAUUUUAACAUAUUAUCUAGGACAAAAUUAGCUUACGACAGGCUUUACCUAAACUAAAAGAAUUGGUUUGUUGUUAGUGCGCUGACGCCUGUCACAGAUUUCUUUUUCUUGCCAUCGCUAAAAAUUAAUUUGAUAAUACUACAUUUUAGUUGCAAACCCAUUAGAAAUUGUAAUAAAUACUUUUUUUUUGUUAAUUGUAUGUUGCUUCUCGCUAUAUGUGUGAUAUUAUUAUGUUUAACAAUUUAGUGCUUAGUUAUAUCUAGCAUAAGAUCGUAUGGGUUCUCUGAUUGAUCCUAUCUUACAUUUGUGCAACGAAUUUUCUUAUGGCGCCAUCUGUUCGACCUCAACUGCAAGAUUUAGCCGGAACUGUCCAAUGUCAAUACUUAAUCGUUUCAAUUGAAUUAUAAUUGUCUAUGAUUUAUAAAUUCGUUUUUUAUAUAACAAAUGGGCCGGAGCCUCAUCUGAUGUUGAGUCAUACCGCCGCCCAUGGACACUUCGGAAAUCUCGCGAAUGCGUUGCCAGUCUCUUAAGAAUUAGUAUGCUCCUUUUCUUGAUGAGGCCUAAUUCAAAUUGCUGCAGUAAUACCUCGACGGGUUGCUGGUUCCACAUAGUAAAUGUGCGCGGUAAUGAGUGCCUUAGGAAACGCUCAAAUGUGGAACAACGGACAUCGAGGUUAUAGGCCUCGCCUCUGCCUCGAUGUCCGAUGAUAAAAUGAUGGUUUAAAGGAAACGUUUUGUUUAUUCAAAAUUGAGAUAAUAUUAAAAGUUUUUUUAAUGUUGGCAUUCCAUAUUGACAAUUGACCUGUUCGUUUAUCGUUGCACCAUUAAGGAAAUAUAAAAACAUCGCAAACGAUAGCAUAACCGUCAAAGCAAGACUGACACAACAUUUUUGUGCAUUGCAACACUAACACUCAUUCGCGGCAAAUCAAAGUAUUAAUGAAGCAGUCUUGUUAAAGUCAUAAGGCUCUGUUGUAAAACACGUUUGAUUUUGUUGCUUAAGAAUUUGUAUUCGUGUAAAUAUGUUUAAAGGAUUAGAAGGGUGAUAAAGGACGCCGGAAGAACCUAUGUUCUAUGGAAUGAUAUUUAAUAUUUUUAUAUGUAGAUUUAAGGAAUAUCAAUGUAUAGUAAUAUAUUAAACGAUAAUUGUAA